AUGAGACAUAUCCAGUCCCAGGCUACUCCAGUCUCCUCCUUGUCCGAGGCCGAUGCGCUCCUCUCACAAUUUGAACCAGACCCUGCCAUCCGUCUCUUCCUUCUCACUAAUCUAACAAGGAAAUCGGGCAAGGACCAUUUGCACUUCCGCGUACCGCUGGAUAUACUCUCGUCCUCGUUGGAUGCUCUAGGGGAUUUCCCGUAUACUGACCCUCGGAAAAACCGGUUCGAGAAGCCAGCCUUGAUCGUCAGGGCAACAAGGAGCCAUUACCUGCCGGAUCACUCCAAGGAGCUUAUGCAAAAGUUCUUCCCGAACUUGAAAAUGGUAGACUUCGAUUGUGGGCAUUGGGUCAUCACUGAGAAGCCACAUGAAUUUAGACAGAGUAGGUUUUUGAUAUUUUCCAUGGUACCCCCAAGAGCUUGA
Molecule: messenger RNA, 423 nt
Organism: Trichophyton benhamiae CBS 112371
Lineage: Eukaryota; Fungi; Ascomycota; Eurotiomycetes; Onygenales; Arthrodermataceae
Product: alpha/beta hydrolase, putative
Exons: 1
Coding region: 1-423 (140 amino acids)
Cellular component (GO): mitochondrion
Source: RefSeq, a predicted model, not a curated record